Pristis pectinata (smalltooth sawfish) is the source of this 6273-nucleotide messenger RNA. RefSeq names its product cullin-associated and neddylation-dissociated 1 (gene cand1). Gene Ontology annotation, cellular component: nucleus. Gene Ontology annotation, biological process: SCF complex assembly; protein ubiquitination. Bases 292 to 3987 code for a protein of 1231 amino acids. Lineage: Eukaryota; Metazoa; Chordata; Chondrichthyes; Rhinopristiformes; Pristidae. The record is from RefSeq and is a predicted model, not a curated record. The transcript is spliced from 15 exons.
AAGCCCGUUGGCGGUCACGGGGCGCAGGCGCAAGCGGCGAACGGGACAUGCGCGGUGAACUGCGACCCGCGGCGGGGGUUGCCCGAAGCUCCUGCAGACGCGCGUUGGCUGCUCGGCUGUUGCGGGAAGGCGCGGAGCGGUCCGCUGACUGCAGCGUGGCCACAGCAGCUGCGCCGCGCCACUUCCGCCCCCCUCCCUCCUUCCCUCCCGUGAAGCCGGACAGCUGGGGCCGGAGUCGGAGCUGAAGGAAGCGUUAGCGUGGCGGCAAGGCGCGGGGGUGAAGGCCGCAACAUGGCGAGCGCCUCCUACCACAUCUCCAACCUGCUGGAGAAGAUGACGUCCAGCGACAAGGACUUCAGAUUCAUGGCAACCAAUGACUUGAUGACAGAAUUGCAAAAAGAUUCCAUUAAGCUGGAUGAUGACAGUGAACGAAAAGUGGUUAAGAUGAUCUUGAAGUUACUGGAAGACAAGAAUGGUGAAGUACAGAAUCUUGCAGUUAAAUGUCUUGGCCCAUUGGUCAGCAAAGUAAAGGAAUAUCAGGUGGAAACAAUUGUGGAUACCUUGUGUACCAAUAUGCUGUCAGACAAGGAACAACUGCGAGAUAUUUCCAGUAUUGGACUGAAAACAGUGAUUGGAGAACUGCCUCCAGCUUCUAGUGGAUCAGCUUUGGCAGCUAAUGUUUGUAAAAAGAUAACAGGACGUCUCACUAAUGCCAUUGCCAAACAGGAAGAUGUCUCUGUUCAAUUGGAAGCACUGGAUAUCAUGGCAGAUAUGCUAAGCAGGCAAGGAGGUCUGCUGGUUAAUUUCCACCCAUCAAUUUUGAACUGCCUUCUUCCACAGCUUACCAGUCCCCGACUUGCUGUACGAAAGAGAACUAUUAUUGCCCUUGGUCACCUCGUUAUGAGCUGUGGAAACUUGGUCUUUGUUGACCUGAUUGAGCAUUUGUUGACAGAACUUGCCAAAAAUGAAUCCAUGUCUACAACCAGGACCUAUAUUCAGUGUAUUGCUGCUAUUAGCAGACAGGCAGGGCACCGAAUAGGAGAAUAUCUGGAGAAAAUCAUUCCAUUAGUUGUUAAGUUCUGCAGUGUUGAAGAUGAUGAGCUGAGAGAAUACUGCAUUCAAGCCUUUGAGUCAUUUGUAAGAAGGUGCCCAAAGGAAGUUUUUCUUCAUGUCACCACAAUCAUUAACUUAUGCCUGAGGUACUUGACUUAUGACCCGAAUUAUAAUUAUGACGACGACGACGACGACGAUGAUGCUGCAAUGGAAUCCGAAGGUGGAGAUGAUGAUGAUCAAGGAAGUGAUGAUGAGUACAGUGACGAUGAUGAUAUGAGCUGGAAGGUGCGUCGUGCUGCUGCCAAGUGUUUAGAUGGUGUGGUUAGCACUCGUCAUGAAAUGCUACCAGAAUUUUACAAAACUGUAUCUCCAGCGCUGAUUGCCAGAUUCAAAGAACGUGAGGAAAAUGUUAAAGCAGAUGUUUUCCAUGCCUAUCUCUCACUGCUAAAACAGACCAGACCUGCUCAGAGCUGGCAUCUUGACCCAGAUGCAAUGGAACAAGAAGAGACACCUUUGGUAAUGCUUCAGAAUCAAGUUCCCAAUAUUGUAAAAGCUUUACAUAAGCAGAUGAAAGAGAAGAGUGUGAAGACCCGCCAGUGCUGCUUUCACAUGCUGACUGAGCUGGUCAAUGUGUUGCCUGGUGCUUUGACCCAGCAUGUACCGGUUCUUGUUCCAGGAAUAAUCUUUUCCUUGAAUGAUAAAUCUAGCUCAUCCAACCUGAAAAUUGAUGCUCUUUCGUGUUUGUAUGUCAUCCUUUGUAACCACUCACCUCAGGUCUUCCACCCUCAUGUAGAUGCCUUAGUUCCACCAGUUGUAGCUUGUGUGGGUGAUCCUUUCUAUAAGAUCACUUCAGAAGCUCUUCUUGUAACUCAGCAACUUGUAAAAGUAGUAAGGCCUGUUGAUCAUCUCUACACAUUUGAUGCUGCUCCAUAUAUUAAUGACUUAUUCACUUGCACAGUCAAGCGAUUAAAAGCUGCUGACAUUGAUCAAGAGGUGAAGGAAAGAGCCAUUUCCUGUAUGGGACAAAUAAUAUGUAAUCUUGGUGACCAUUUAGGCAGUGACUUACCUAGUACACUGCAGAUUUUCUUGGAGAGGCUGAAGAAUGAAAUUACUAGACUGACAACAGUGAAAGCCUUGACGUUAAUAGCUGGAUCUUCUCUCAAGAUUGACCUGCGACCAAUACUGGGUGAAGGUGUACCAAUUUUAGCUUCGUUCUUGAGAAAGAACCAGCGGGCAUUGAAACUGAGUACCCUUUCUGCUUUGGACAUUUUAAUCAAGAACUAUAGUGACAGCCUGACACCUGCCAUGAUUGAAGCAGUCUUAGUGGAGCUUCCACCACUUAUUAGUGAAAGUGACAUGCAUGUGUCACAGAUGGCCAUAAGUUUUCUUACAACCUUGGCCAAGGUGCAUCCAUCCUCUCUUUCAAAAGUCAGUGGUUCAAUUCUUACAGAGCUUAUUGGGCUUGUUCGGUCCCCACUACUUCAAGGAGGAGCUCUUAGUGCAAUGCUGUAUUUCUUCCAAGCCCUUGUUGGGACUGGAACUGCAAAUUUGGGUUAUAUGGAGUUGUUACGAAUGCUGACUGGUCCAGUUUAUUCUCAAAGCAAUGCGUUGACUCACAAGCAGUCCUAUUAUUCGAUUGCAAAGUGUGUAGCAGCACUGACUCGAGCCUGCCCCAAAGAAGGACCAGCAGUGGUUGGGCAGUUUAUCCAGGAUGUAAAGAAUUCCAGAUCCACUGAUUCUAUUCGACUCUUGUCUUUACUGUCUCUUGGAGAGGUUGGUCAUCACAUUGACUUAAGUGGGCAAACUGAGCUUAAGUCUGUAAUUUUAGAAGCUUUCUCUUCCUCAAGCGAGGAGGUGAAAUCUGCAGCAUCCUAUGCCCUUGGAAGCAUUAGUGUGGGAAACCUUCCUGAGUACCUACCUUUUGUACUGCAAGAAAUUACAAGUCAACCCAAAAGACAGUACCUACUUCUGCAUUCUCUGAAAGAAAUUAUUAGUUCCUCUUCAGUUGGAGGUCUCAAACCAUAUGUAGAAAAUAUUUGGAAUUUGCUGCUGAAACACUGUGAAUGUGCAGAAGAAGGAACUCGAAACGUCGUUGCAGAAUGCCUGGGCAAGCUUACUUUGAUAGAUCCAGAGACAUUAUUACCACGGCUUAAAGGGUACUUGGACUCGGGGUCUUCCUAUGCUCGAAGCUCUGUGGUUACAGCUGUGAAGUUUACUAUUUCUGAUCACCCGCAGCCAAUAGACCCUCUGUUGAAGAACUGUAUAGGAGAUUUCUUAAAAACAUUGGAGGAUCCAGAUCUCAAUGUUAGAAGAGUAGCUUUAGUUACUUUCAAUUCAGCUGCACAUAAUAAACCGUCAUUAAUCAGGGAUCUCUUGGAUACCAUUCUUCCUCAUCUUUACAAUGAAACAAAAGUCAGGAAGGAAUUAAUAAGAGAGGUGGAAAUGGGACCAUUCAAGCAUACUGUGGACGAUGGUCUGGAUAUUAGGAAAGCGGCUUUUGAAUGCAUGUACACACUUCUGGACAGCUGUCUUGAUAGAUUAGACAUUUUUGAAUUCCUAAACCAUGUUGAAGAUGGACUCAAGGACCACUAUGAUAUCAAGAUGCUGACUUUCUUGAUGUUAGUACGAUUGUCAACUCUUUGUCCAAGUGCAGUUCUGCAGAGGUUGGACAGGCUGGUGGAACCUUUACGUGCUACAUGUACAACAAAGGUAAAAGCCAAUUCAGUCAAACAAGAGUUUGAGAAGCAAGAUGAACUGAAACGCUCGGCAAUGAGGGCAGUUGCAGCAUUAUUGACCAUUCCAGAAGCAGAGAAAAGUCCACUCAUGAGUGAGUUUCAGUCUCAAAUAAGCUCCAACCCUGAACUGGCAGCUAUCUUUGAGAGUAUUCAGAAGGACUCAUCUUCUACUAGCUUGGAGUCGAUGGACACUACCUAAAUCUUUUCUUCCAAAGAAGGAAACUCUAAUUUUAUUGUUGUAAUGCACUGGAAUUUCAGUCAGUACCCAAGCAAAAAAAAAUCUGUACUUCGAGCUUUAAGCUUAUGAAUUUUUUUUUGUUUCAUGGAAAUUCUAGUUUUUAUUGUUGCUUUUUUAGUGUUUAACCCAGAAAAUCCUUGUAGUUAAAAGUGGAAAAAAAAUGUAAAUUACACAGAAUACUUCAUUGUCAUACCACAUCCAACUCAGCAGUAUUUUAAGAGGUAAAGCAAUUGUAGAAGUAGAUUGUGUAUAGGUAUGCGAUAAAGAUACUGGUGCGCUGAAUGAAUGAACUUGGAAUAUAAAUGUUGAACUUUACUCUUGGGAGAUUUUCUUUAAGGAGACUUAAUGGCAUUCACCUUAUUAUUUGACAUAUUUUGUAAGGGGUAAAAAAAGGAAAAAAAAAAGGUCUGUUUAUCUGUCUACUGUUUUUGUUUCAGCUUGCUAAACAAUAGUUAAAAGAAUUCUGCAUUGUGAGAUUAAAAUAGUUGGUACAGUUCUUAAAUCAUAGAUUCGUACUUCCAAUUCUUGGAAUAACACAAUUAUUUCUAUGAAUGCUUCAAUAAUCCAUGAGACAUUCCAAAAUGUAACAUGAAAUUUGUGUUUUUGUUUAGAAUACACAGCGUAACCUCAGAAGAUUUUAUUCUGUGCACCACUAAAGCCUUUAUUUUUUUUCUAUUUGAUCUUAUUAUACAUUCAAAUAUCUUUUUUCCAAGUUAAGUAGAAUAAAUCUUCAUUGAAAUUCUAGAUUGGGUCCAACUCUAAUAGAAAGACAUUGACCUGAGAAGUCUCACUUUAGUCUGGUUGAUCACAGCAUUGGGAUAAAUACUUCACUUGUAUGCUAGUUUAUAAAUUCCUCAAAGCAACUUUGCAACAAAACAUCUUGUGUCUCUGAACAAUAGAGUCAAUGUCAGUUUCACUUGAAAUGGACUGAGUUUCUUUAUUUGAUCCAUGUUGUUUAGGAAUCUUGGAAUGUAUCUGUUUAUUCUGGUGAUUGCUGGAGCCAUAAUGAGUGGAUAAAGCAUUGAAAAUACUAAGCUUAGGUUGAUUCAGGCACUUGAAUAGUUCAUUUCCUGUAGGAAAACCUCCCACAUGGUUUUAUGAGGGAUUAAAAAAAAUGUUAAACAGGAAUUUAAGGGUAAGGAAGAAGACAGUGGGGUGGAAAUUUUAAAAAAAGUGACAUCAAAGAAGCUGUUGUUUUUGAAUGGUACAGGUGAGGUGGAAGAAGAUUAUAUUGUCUGUGUGCUUGUUCAUUCAGGCGGGGGUAAAAUUGUGCUGUAUAAAGCAAGGUCACACUGCUCUUAAUUCUACUUCCGGUAUUCAAAUUCUAAGAAUGCUGCAUUUCUCUCUGUGAUUUGUUACAUCUUGUGUAUAUAAUUAUUUACAUUUUAGAAGAUGACUCCAUUACAAACAAAUUGAAUUUUUUAUUACAUAUUUCCAACAAUGUCACUAUAUGUUCCACAAUUUCCAUUGCAGUGUUAACAUUGAGUGGUUGGGCUUAUUCUGUAAUAUGCUUGAUAAAGAAAUUUAAAUUAAAUAGCCAUAUUCUGUGAGCUAAUGGCCAACUUGAAUAUUUGAGUUCUGUUUUGCCAUCAAACAGAUUUCUGUUUGCUUCAAAUGGUUACAGUGGCUUUUUCAAUAACAGCUAAGCAUCUGUUUUGGUUAAAAGGAUAACUGUUCAUUAGUAGCAAAGCUAUUAUGGUAUUAUCUUUUCCCUUGAAUAGAUGAAGAGAGGGAAUGACAUUUCUCUCAAAGUUGCAAUUUUUAAAUUCAGCAUUGAAAGUAAACUUGCUGUGCAUCUAGGGUCUUGAUCCAAGAUUACAAUUCCUAGCUGGAUUACAUUGUACCAUUUGAGUCUAAGUGCAUGGAUACAUUCAUUUAUCUCUGUACUGCAGAUCGAAAUUUCACGUUUGCUUCUUUGUACAAGGACAGAUUGUUGCUCUUUGCUUUGUACAGCAGGUAUUUGAAAUAUUAUUUGAUGCAGUAAUGCUGAUCAGUAAUGUUGUGGGGGGCCAAAGAUAGUAUUGGAUUUGUUAUAAACUGCUAUGUUGUACAUGUCAGAGGUUAAUGGUCUGUGAAGUCACAAUUUUGUUCUUUAGUAGCACUCUUUGAUGCCAAUGGUGCUCAUGAAUUAUGCAUUAAUGUCCUUGGUUUAUUCAUUUUAAUUCUGUCCUCAGAUUUACAAUUAUUCUGGGUGGGUGUGGAUUUAGUAUAUUGGGACUCGUGUACAUUUUAUUAGUUGAUGUGUUU